UCUGUUUCUCUUUCCAUAGUGCUCAGUAUUGGUGAGGGUGGCUUCUGGGAAGGAACUGUGAAAGGACGGACUGGUUGGUUCCCGGCAGAAUGCGUUGAGGAAGUGCAGAUGCGACAGUAUGACCCACGGCAAGAGCCAGCUUUCCCCAGGGUCGCAGGGACGAGGUUCAGUGGAGGAUCAGCCAGGCACAGGACUGUGAGGAUUCACGUGGCGGCCUCAGCCCCCGUCGCACCUGUGUCCAUCUCCAGGAAGUCUCUCUCGGGAUUAGAAACGAGAGAAGACAGGACAAAGCGUCUCUUCCGACAUUACACUGUGGGUUCAUAUGACAACUUCACCUCCCACAGUGACUACAUCAUCGAGGAGAAGACGGCCGUGCUGCAGAAGAGGGAGCAUGAGGGAUUCGGGUUUGUGUUGCGAGGGGCCAAAGCGGAGACUCCAAUUGAGGAGUUCACCCCGACUCCAGCCUUCCCAGCGCUCCAGUACCUGGAGUCAGUGGAUGUGGAAGGUGUGGCCUGGAAAGCAGGACUUCGCACGGGAGACUUUCUGAUUGAGGUGAAUGGUGUGAAUGUGGUAAAGGUAGGGCACAAGCAAGUGGUGUCGCUGAUCCGGCAGGGGGGAAACCACCUGGUGAUGAAGGUUGUCUCCGUCAGCCGCAAGCCAGAAUCAGAAGAAGUCGUCCGGAAGAAGGCCCCACCGCCUCCCAAGAGAGCCCCCAGCACCACCCUGACGCUGCGCUCCAAGUCCAUGACGGCCGAGCUGGAGGAACUAGCCUCGAUGCGGAGGAGAAAAGGGGAGAAACUGGAUGAGAUCUUGGCAGCAGCUGAACCCUCGCUGAGAGCAGACAUCGUCGAAGCAGAUUCCAGGGCAGCCACUGUGAAGCAACGACCCACGAGCCGGCGCAUCACGCCAGCAGAGAUCAGUUCACUCUUCGAACGUCAGGGAAUGGCAGCUCACUCGGGAGCUCUCCCGGGGGCCGAGAAACCCCACGUGUCCCUACGCAAAGGAAUUCCCCGGACAAAAUCUGUAGGUGAAGAUGAAAAACUUGCUGCUUCUUUGAUGGAUGGGAAAUUUCCUCGGAGCACGUCAAUGCAAGACACCGUCAGGGAAGGGCACGGAAUCCCACCCCCACCUCAGACGGCUCCACCCCCUCCUCCGUCUCCAUAUUACUUUGACACAGGCCCUCCCCCAUCCUUCUCCCCACCUCCACCUCCGGGAAGGGUUUACGAUACCAUAAGAUCGAGCUUUAAGCCAAGCCUGGAGGCCAAACUCCAUGGCCUCCCCCAGGUUAUCAGUGCAGCUGAGAUGUAUGACCAGGCAAGGACUUCUAUCCCGUAUCCUGAAAGGCAAAAGAGAGCCCGAUCCAUGAUAAUCCUGCAGGACUCCUCUCAUCUUCCUGUAGAGCCAACAGAGAUCCCCCGGCCUGGCCCUUCCGCCACGCCCCCGGAGAAGCUGAAAAGGAAAGGGCGAGUGAUUGAUAACCCUUACGCCAACAUGGGCCAGUUCAACGUUAGCCUGUUUGCUCCCACCAAGCCCCAGAGGAAGAAGAGCCCUUUAGUGAAGCAGCUGCAAGUAGAGGACGCUCAGGAAAGAGCAGCUUUAUCCAUCGCAGGAGGCUUUACGCGGGAGCCCUCUCCCACGCGCCGGAGCCAUCGCAUGAGUGGCAUAGAGUAUCAGCACCACGCUGGCAUCGCUCAGGUCGACCCCUCGAGCAUCCCCUUUGCCACUGCCAUCGCUGGAGUCAUGAAGGACAGAGAGCGUCGUCUUGAUGAGAGGCGGAAAUCCACUGUCUUCCUCUCGGUUGGGGCCAUUGAAGGGAGCCCCCCCAGCAUUGACAUGCCAUCCCUGCAGCAGUCCAGGUCUAUUGAUGAGCGGUUGCUAGGAAGCCGAGAUGUGCUGCUGCCUUCACCUGUCUCAGCUUUAAAGCCAUUAAUUAGCAGCUCAUCCUCAACAUUCAUCCACCCCCUGACAGGAAAGCCCCUAGAUCCAAACUCACCACUGGCGCUUGCGCUGGCCGCAAGGGAGCGGGCCCUGUCCACUCAAGUCCCAUCCAGGUCGCCCACCCCAAUCCACAGCCCAGAUUCAGACCGAGCAGCACCCCUGUUUGUGGACGUCCAAACCAAAGAACCAGAAAGGGGGGAGCUAGAGGGCCUAGUGUCACCUGCAUAUUCGCCUGGAGCCAAAGGGGCAGUAGGAGCAGUUCCUGGGACUUUGGCCCCUAUGAAAAGCCACUGGGGGACUCCAACAACACUGAGAAAAGAGACUGAGACAAGAGCAGAAACACCUGUGAAAGAAGAGAAAAAACACGAAGACAAGAAAUCUAUGAUCAUUAGUAUUAUGGACACAUCACAGCAGAAGACAGCCGGCCUCAUCAUGGUCCAUGCAACAAGUAAUGGCCAAGAGGAGAUAGGACUUGAGAUGAAAGAGGAGAAACCCGAUGUUCCUGAAGCAAGUGUGGAGCCGGCAGAGCUGCCCAAAGCGGAGACUGAGCCCAGCCCUGUGGGAAAGUCUCCGGUUAGCCCAGCAUCUGACAAGACACUUGGUCAAGGAAGUUCAGAGGAGGAAGUGGAGCCCUACACAGUUACCCUCCCACCAGCUCAGCUGUCUUCAAGUGAUGAAGAGACCAGGGAGGAACUGGCCAAGAUUGGGCUGGUGCCUCCACCAGAUGAGUUUGCAAAUGGGGUACUAGUCACCACCCCUGGCACACCAAUCAGCCAACUGGCUAAGCCUAGCACGCCAUCCAUACCAGCGGCAGCAGUAGCACCUUCUACCACUGGUGGAACACCCUCAGGGAAGCCCUCUGAUGCCCCCGUAGCCCCAGAGUCUGCUGCAGACUCAGGAGUAGAAGAGGUGGACACCAGGAGUUCAAGUGACCAUCACCUGGAGACCACAAGCACCAUCUCUACAGUCUCCAGUAUGUCUACAUUGUCCUCUGAAAGCGGGGAGCCUACUGACACAUACACUUCCUUUGCGGAUGGACAAACUUUUAUACUCGAGAAGCCACCAGUGCCUCCAAAGCCAAAACUCAAGUCCCAGCUCAGCAAGGGGCCAGUUACUUUCAGGGACCCACUUUUGAAGCAGUCUUCGGACAGUGAGCUCAUCUCCCAGCAACAUGCGGCUACUCUGGCUUCAGCCAGUGUUGGUCGGCCACGCUACCUCUUUCAGAGAAGAUCCAAGCUAUGGGGGGACCCCAUGGAGAGCAGGCCAGUCCAUGGGGCUGAGGAUGACAAACCAACUGUGAUCAGUGAGCUAAGUUCCCGGUUACAACAGCUGAAUAAGGAUACACGAUCACUGGGGGAGGAACCUACCGGGCCCCCUUUAGAUCCUGGGAAGAAGUCACCUGUGAUCGCAGCACGGUCUCUCAUUCAAGUACAGACCUGGCCAGAAACUGUAACUUGUGAGCUCUGACAAGAUGGCGGCCCCAGAAGAUAGGGGUAAGAAGCCCAUAGAAGCUUCUUUCUCAGUCCCAGCCAUAUUAGAUUCCUUCAUCCCCGCGAUGCCCAGGAGACACCAGCUCCCACCCACACGUCAGUGACCUCCAUACUCCCUCAGUGGUAUCAACCUCUCCCCAUUCCUCACAGGCCUCAAGGGUCACCAGCCCCCCUCCAGCCCCUGCCCACGCAGUUUCCCUCUAACCCCAGAGACUCCCAGGGACACAAGCCUCCCACAGCCCCGCCUCUUCCCUCAAGGGCCCUUAGCAGUGUCAGCCUCCCCAUUCCCUGAGUUCUGCCCACACACCCUUCCUGGUCUGCAAGUGACCCUGGCUGCCCAUAGCCUCCCUGUGCGCCUGCCCUGCUCACCUCCCUCCCAUGGGCCCAAGCCUGGAUUUCUAGCUCAGACUUGGAUUGUGCUGGCGGAGCUGUUGAGGGAAGGCCACGUCAGCCUCUCCCCAUCCAGCAGGUUAAAUAUAUCAGUAUGCUGUGCUGAGGGCUCUGAGCAUGACCAGUGCCUCUUCUCCCCCCUUCUGCUCCCCCACCUCGGAUUCCAAGGGACACCAGCCUUCCUCAGUCUUUCACAGCCUGAGAGACAACAGCUUUCCCAGCUCCACAUGCCCCUCGGUUAUACACCCUGCGACCUCCAUUGCUCCCUGAGUGACAGCCUCUCUCCAUCCCCCACAUUCCCUGAAAAACACCAUCCCCUUUCUGCCAGAGGGACCCUCGCCCGUCACAUUCCUCCUCUGUCUCACAAAGGCACUGAGAUACCAGCUCAUCCUCUGCCGCCCACGGGCCUUAAAUGGCUGCAGCCUGCCUCUCCACUGUACCUGCCACUAGAGACACCAGUUCCCCCCUGUCCCAGCUCUGUCCAUCCCCACGUAUUCUGGGACACCAGACUCUUCUGUCCGUCAUGCUUCAAGAGAUGCUGGCCUCCCACUGCCUCCCAUGCCUCCCAUGCUCCUUGACAGACAUCCUCCCAGAUCCCAGCCCUUUUCCCAGAGAGCCCCCUCACUGUGCUCCAUGAAUCAGUUCCUGCACUGCACUCUUCUGUUCCCCACGGCCCCUCAAAGUCCUGUGCCCUGCCGGAGAGCCACCAGCAACCCACCCUCCCCCCCACUGUCACAGGGGGGUGCUGCUCCUUCCCCAGGCGUUUAGCGUCUUUUGCUGGUCUUGUAGAGUUACAUGUUUCUCAUUCACUUUUUAUGAAAGUUGUGGCCUUUCCUCUCUGAAAUUUGGUGCACUUGGUGGGUGUCCAAGAACUGGAAAUAUUUCCCAGGAAGUCAGCUGUAAAUAGGAUAUUCUAGAGUGAUGUGAGGUGCUCUCUUCCAUUGUGCUAAUUCCCUCUCUUUUAUUCAACUCCUGUCAGUUCAGAAAUUAACGUAGAGAAUAAUUUACAAAUGCAGCCCACUUCCGCACACUUUCCAGUCCCUGUGCUUGAUUUUAAGAGCGAAAUUACCACCUGAAGCUUCCACAACACACUGCCCUUAAAUCCCUCCAGUGCUGUGAUGAAGGACAAGAGAAGCAGGACCAGCUAAAUCUGCUGCUGCCACCACCAGUGACGGCCCUUGAAUGCUCCUGAUUGCUGAAAAAUAGUGAGGUCCCACCUGCCAGAGAUGACCCUAAAUCCACAGUUGCUGCUACUGCUGCCAGAAACGGCCUUUGGACCCUGCAGUGCUGCAUAAGGGGUGAAGAUGCUGCUGCCAAAGCCUCUCCUGCAGCUGCUGGUGCUGUCGUCCUUGAGCUCGUCCUUCUUCAGGAGGACAGUGAGGGCCCUUUGCCAGGGGCCAAACUGAAGCCAUGUCUCCAGGAGUUGCCCAGGAAUCUCCCUGUGGUUGAGAAAGACAGUGCGGUCGCUGCUCCCAGAAGCCGCCCCAGCACAGCUGCUGCUAUUUCCAGAGAUUCUCCUUAGACGAGAGCCCGGGGGGAGCUGGAAGAACGGCUGAGUAAGCGGACCUGGUGGUGCACAGUUUUGUUUGUUCCUGAUCCCAUUAAUUUCUGACUAUACAACAAGCAGGCCCUGGUACAUUUCUCUUCCAGAGGCUUAUAGAGUUUCUGGCCAGGGAGCUCCAAGGAUAAAAGACAGAAACUGGGUUCUCUGACUGUGUCUCCUUGGAAGACCGUCUCCCCCAGGAGGAUGUUUGAUGAGAGUCACUGAAAAAGAGGUCAAGAGACACUGAUGAUGAAGAGAACCCAAGGUCAGAGUUAAGGCAAGGCAAGGUCAUCAGUGAGAAUAUUCCUUCUCUCCUCGCUGUUCUUAGGCCAGGGCUGAAUAGGGUGAGGAAGGCUGUGCUCGGCCUGUAUGUCGCGUGCUCUGUGCACAGAUGAAGAUUUUGAACAAUAGUGGCAAAACGGCAGCACGUCCCCGUCCCCAGAGGCAGCAUGCAGCCUGCAGUACAGUGCUCAGAACGGCACCAUAGAGUCUGGCAGGGGAUCCUGGCAGAGCCGUGCGGCAGCUUCCAGUCAUGGAGUCUCACUGGCAUGUGUGGCACCCAGACUUUGCUCAACCCUCAACCACACUGGCAAUUGCAAGGAGCCCCUGGAGCUUAACAAGCACAGGAUAAAGUUCGAGGCAGACACCGUAAUCUUUAAUGUGGAUGUGGCCCUAGGAGAUGGCAGGUCCCAACAUCCAGUGUUCUGAGCAGCAAGGGAACAUGCCAGUACCAUGAAAUAGCUGUGAGGUGAGCUAACUUCUGAGUUACCUUGUGAUAGCUCCUAAGGCAACAUGAGCCGUCAUACGGUAGCUCCACUGGAGUGCUAGCCUUACAUUGGCUCACGGAAGGCUUAUGAAGAGCUUGCAAUUGAAGGACGCUCUCUGGACACUGCAGUGGAAUCACUGUGUGACAUGCAUUAUCACAAGACAACUCCAAAGUUAACUCCUGAUCCCUGAGUUCCUUGAUCAGUGAGCAGUAGGCCUAGUGAGUCAUAGCGAGCUGUGAAAAGGCAGCUGGAGACCUACAUCCUAGCACCAGAGGCUGAAAGCAUAGCCCUACAGGGCGAACCUCACCUGUUACAUGUACAACAUUAAAACAUAUGUUUAAAAUGGCA
This is a messenger RNA of Chrysemys picta bellii (western painted turtle), 6476 nucleotides long. The record is from RefSeq and is a predicted model, not a curated record. Lineage: Eukaryota; Metazoa; Chordata; Testudines; Emydidae.